Myiozetetes cayanensis is the source of this 3073-nucleotide messenger RNA. It is a transcript of the gene GABRA5, whose product is annotated as gamma-aminobutyric acid type A receptor subunit alpha5. The coding region runs from base 352 to 1854 and encodes 500 amino acids. Gene Ontology annotation, cellular component: dendrite membrane; synapse; neuron projection. Gene Ontology annotation, biological process: monoatomic ion transmembrane transport; signal transduction; synaptic transmission, GABAergic. The transcript is spliced from 9 exons. Gene Ontology annotation, molecular function: inhibitory extracellular ligand-gated monoatomic ion channel activity; benzodiazepine receptor activity; GABA-A receptor activity. Lineage: Eukaryota; Metazoa; Chordata; Aves; Passeriformes; Tyrannidae. The record is from RefSeq and is a predicted model, not a curated record.
UAUACGUGAUGAACACGCAGCAAGUAUAAUGCUCCCAUGACUGAGGCUGCGAAGCAGUGCAUCCAUUUUUCUGGAAUAGCAGCACACACAAUCAUAAGGAGACCUCGAAGUUACUGCAAGUCUCCUGGAAUUUUUAAUACUGAUAUGAAACAUGGAUGUCUAAUAAUGAGUAUGUACAAAGAGAGUUUAUGUUGUGGAUAUGAAACCCCACUUCAGCAUUUAAGACUAUGAUGAUUUAGGUCAGGUCCACUGGCUACAGAAGAGGAGUAUAGAUACAGAUCUGGCGUAAGAACAGAGUGAACAGCUGCACCUUCACCAAAGCAACCACCUGCGUUCCUUUUCUCCUCUGGAAUGGACAAUGGGAUGGUCUCUGACUUUAUCAUGAUCAAAAACUUCUUCCUCUUCUGCGUUUCCAUGAGUUUAGCCAGCCACUUUGGCUUCUCACAAACGCCAACACCGUCAGGAAAAGAGGACACCAAUGAUAACAUCACUAUAUUCACCAGGAUCUUGGAUGGUCUGCUGGACGGCUACGACAACCGACUGCGCCCAGGACUGGGAGAGAGAAUAACUCAGGUGAAAACAGAUAUCUAUGUUACCAGUUUUGGUCCUGUGUCAGACACAGAAAUGGUAAGUUAUCAUGUGGCUGCCAACUCUGUUGUAUUUACUUUGCUAAAGUCAUUUUUGGAACUAUUGCUUCUAUUCAGAUCCUGCAAUACCUUGACUGUUUCUUUGUUCCAGGAAUACACCAUUGAUGUUUUUUUCCGACAAAGCUGGAAAGAUGAAAGGCUGCGAUUCAAAGGACCUAUGCAACGCCUCCCUCUUAACAACCUGCUUGCCAGCAAGAUUUGGACCCCAGACACUUUCUUCCACAAUGGCAAGAAGUCUAUUGCUCACAACAUGACAACCCCAAACAAACUUCUGCGGCUGGAGGAUGAUGGCACUCUGCUGUAUACCAUGAGAUUGACCAUUUCUGCUGAAUGUCCCAUGCAGCUUGAAGAUUUCCCCAUGGAUGCACAUGCUUGCCCACUAAAAUUUGGAAGCUAUGCUUACCCCAAUUCUGAAGUGAUCUAUGUGUGGACUAACAGCACCACAACGUCUGUGGUGGUGGCUGAAGAUGGCUCACGACUUAACCAGUACCACCUGAUGGGACAAACUGUAGGAACUGAAAACAUCAGUACCAGUACAGGUGAAUAUACUAUUAUGACAGCCCAUUUUCAUCUGAAAAGAAAAAUUGGUUAUUUUGUCAUCCAAACAUACCUUCCUUGCAUUAUGACUGUGAUCUUAUCACAAGUGUCAUUUUGGCUAAACAGAGAAUCUGUCCCUGCUAGGACUGUCUUUGGAGUAACAACAGUCCUCACCAUGACCACCUUAAGCAUCAGUGCCCGUAACUCUUUGCCAAAAGUGGCCUACGCUACUGCAAUGGACUGGUUUAUAGCUGUUUGCUAUGCCUUUGUAUUUUCUGCAUUGAUUGAAUUUGCAACAGUCAAUUAUUUCACCAAGAGGAGUUGGGCGUGGGAUGGCAAAAAAGCCCAGGAAGCUGCGAAAAUCAAGAAAAAAGAGCGCAACUUGUUGGGAAAUAAAUCAACUAAUACUUACACAACUGGGAAGAUGACCCCUGCACCAAACAUGCCAAAGGACUCAACCCCAUCUGUCAUCUCAAACACUACAUCUGCUCCAGUGAAGUCUGCAGAAGAAAAGCCUGCUGAAAGCAAAAAGACUUACAACAGCAUCAGUAAGAUUGACAAAAUGUCACGGAUAAUUUUUCCAGUGCUGUUUGGAACUUUUAACUUAGUUUACUGGGCUACAUAUUUGAAUAGGGAACCUGUAAUUAAAGGUGCCAAUUCUCCAAAAUAAACUGAAGUGCUCUGAAGCCACAUGUGAGCCAUACUUACAAAGCAGAUGCUACCAAGGAAAAUUUGAGAUCCAGAUGACUUUCUACACAUUUGGGCAAUAUUCUUCAGGAAGUUUUUUGCAUGUUUAAUAAUAUGUACAAAUAAUAUUGCCUUGAUUGUUUCUACAUGUAACCUCAGAUGUUUUGGAGACUAUUAUAUUACUUACAGCAAUUGAUCUUUAUAAAAGAUCAGAAGACAUUGAACAUGGCUUCUUUGCUGCUGAGUAUCUUGCAUUGAUAGUUUACAAAUAAAAUAAGUUAUAUUUUUUAACUGUUCAAGUGUACUACAUAUCGUGGUUUUUAUACUUCAGGAGUACAGUCAUUCAAAUAUAGGCUUAACCUAUAUUUUACAGAAGAGCUCUACUGUUGUCAUCUGAUAAGUUACUGAGUAACGCCAGUUGUAAAUGUGCCAAAUUAUUAAGUGUAGGGCUAUGUUUGAGCACCUUUACUAGUUACAGGCAGUGCAUUGCUCCACAGAUAAAACUGCUCAGCCCAAUUUUCAUUGGAAAUUAAAAACAAUGCAGUAAAUCCUAAUGGGACUAUGCAGAUUUUCACUGCUUGAGACUCCAGCUUGCACUGAAAUAACAUAGGGAGCAGGAUGCUACUUGUGUAAAUAAAGGUGGUGGAAUCUUGCAUUUAAAUGAAAAGAUUUGUUUGGAUUUUGCAUUCCAAGAAAUUUUAUCUAACGAUUCUCAGUAUUUAUUCCAAAAAUUAAGAGUUACAUUGCAUGAAAUUAACAUAGAUUAGGAACAUACUUGUGCAAAUAAAACUUUUAACAACAGCAGUAGACAUUUUUAUCAGGGUAAAGUAAAUGAUGUUUGGACAUUUUCCCCAGAAGAAGAUUGUGUUAUAUUAGCAGAGAUUAUGCUGCAGUAAAUAUUGUUUCUCACAGCAAAAAACAGUCAGCCAACACUAAGGGGUACAAUCAGAAAAAGAGAUGUACUUCAUGACAGCAAGGUGUUUCAGUGAUAAUAUUGACAGAAAGGUCUUUGUACUGUCCAUCUGAAACUUUUCUAUAAAACGCCUUGCUGCUGACCAUGUGUUUUGCUUUCACAAUGAAUGAGAAAAUGCAGUCUGAGUUUUCAGCUCUUUCCUCCUUGGCAUCCUUUAAUUGUUCCAGAAGCUUUUGUAUUUAAAUCUUAAUGUUUAAAUAAAAAAUGCAUUCAACAUUUGAUUGCAAAA